Molecule: messenger RNA, 2118 nt
Organism: Penicillium malachiteum
Lineage: Eukaryota; Fungi; Ascomycota; Eurotiomycetes; Eurotiales; Aspergillaceae
Gene: hsp88
Product: Hsp70 chaperone Hsp88
Exons: 5
Coding region: 1-2118 (705 amino acids)
Biological process (GO): protein folding
Cellular component (GO): cytosol; nucleus
Molecular function (GO): ATP binding; ATP-dependent protein folding chaperone
Source: RefSeq, a predicted model, not a curated record
AUGUCUGUUGUCGGUAUUGAUUUCGGUGCGCAGAGCACCAAGAUUGGUGUUGCCAGGAACAAGGGUAUUGACAUUAUUACCAAUGAGGUUUCCAACCGACAGACUCCUUCCCUCGUUGGAUUCAGCGCCCGCAGCAGACACAUCGGCGAAGCUGCCAAGACACAAGAGACCUCUAACUUGAAGAACACCAUCGGUUCCCUGAAGCGUCUUAUCGGCCGCUCUUUCGAUGACCCUGAUGUCAAGAUUGAGCAGCAGUACAACACCGCCACCAUCAGUGAUGUCAACGGACUGGCUGGUGUUGAGGCUAACUACCUGGGCAAGAAGGAGAAGUUCACAGCCACUCAGCUGGUUGCUAUGUACUUGACCAAGAUCAAGGAUAUCGCUUCCAAGGAGCUCCGUCUGCCCGUUUCCGAUGUUACCGUCAGUGUUCCCGCUUGGUUCACCGAUAUCCAGCGCCGCGCUAUGAUCGAUGCUGGUGAGAUCGCCGGUCUCAACGUUCUCCGCUUGGUUAACGACACCACCGCCACUGCUCUCGGCUACGGUAUCACCAAGCUCGACCUGCCCGGUCCUGAAGAGAAGCCCCGUCGCGUUGUCUUCGUCGACAUCGGUGCCAGUGAUUACACCGCCAGCAUUGUUGAGUUCCGCAAGGGUGAGCUCAACGUCAAGGCCACUGCCUGCGAUCGUCACUUCGGUGGUCGUAACUUCGAUCUGGCUCUGACUGAGCGCUUCGCCGAUGAGUUCAAGGAGAAGUACAAGAUUGACAUCCGCACUCACCCCAAGGCCUGGUCCCGUACUAUUGCCGCCGCUGAGAAGCUCAAGAAGGCUCCUCUGAGCAUUGAGUCUCUGAUGGAGGAUACCGAUGUUAAGGCUAUGGUUAAGCGUGAGGAGCUCGAGGAUAUGGUCCGCCCUCUUCUGGACAGACUCACUGUUCCUCUGGAGCAGGCUCUUGCUGAGGCCAAGCUUACUGUUGAUGACAUUGACCACGUUGAGAUGGUUGGUGGCUGUACUCGUGUCCCCGCUAUCAAGGAGACCAUCGCCAAGUUCUUCAACAAGGGUCUCUCCUUCACCCUUAACCAGGAUGAGGCCAUUGCCCGUGGUUGUGCUUUCUGCUGUGCCACCCUCUCCCCCGUUUUCCGUGUCCGUGACUUCGCUGUCCACGACAUUGUCAACUACCCCAUUGACUUCACUUGGGAGCAGUCCCCCGAGAUCCCCGAUGAGGACACCAGCCUCACCGUCUUCAACCGCGGCAACGUCAUGCCUUCCACUAAGAUUCUCACUUUCUACCGCAAGCAGCCCUUUGACCUCGAGGCUCGCUACUCUAAGCCCGAGGGCUUGCCCGGCAAGGUUAACCCCUGGAUUGGUCGUUUCUCCGUCAAGGGUGUUCAGGCUGAUGCCAGCGAUGACUUCAUGAUCUGCAAGCUCAAGGCCCGCCUGAACCUGCACGGUAUCCUUAACGUUGAGUCUGGAUACUACGUUGAGGAUGUUGAGGUUGAGGAGCCCGUCGUCGAGGAGGGUGAUGCCAUGGACACCGACGCUAACGGUGAAGAGCAGCCCAAGAAGACCCGCAAGGUCAAGAAGCAGGUUCGCAAGGGUGACCUGCCCAUUGUCUCCGGAGUCGGUGGUAUCGACGAGGCCGGCAAGCAGGCUCUCCAGGAGCGCGAGAACGCUAUGUACAUGGAGGACAAGCUUGUUGCUGAGACCGACGAGAAGAAGAACGAGCUUGAGGCCUCCAUCUACGAGCUGCGUGACAAGAUCGAAGGCGUUUACGCCGAGUUUGCCAACGAACAGGAGAAGGACAAGCUGCGGGCCAAGCUGACAGACACCGAGGACUGGCUGUACGAGGAUGGUGAGGACACCACCAAGUCUGUCUACGUUGCCAAGAUGGAUGAGAUCCGCUUCAUUUCCGGACCCAUCAUUCAGCGCUACAAGGAGAAGGCCGAUGCUGAGCGUGAGGCCAUCCUGAAGGCUGAGGAGGAGGCCGCUGCCAAGCGUCGUGCUGAGCUCGAUGCUAAGAAGAAGGCCGAGGAGGAGGCCAAGAAGGCUGCUGAUGAGGCUAAGGGCGAUGCUGAGAUGAAGGAUGCGCCCGAGGGUGAGGCUGAGGGUGAGGAGAAGCAGUAA